Trichomonas vaginalis G3 is the source of this 501-nucleotide messenger RNA. RefSeq lists its product as uncharacterized. The record is from RefSeq and is a predicted model, not a curated record. The annotation marks the transcript as partial. Lineage: Eukaryota; Parabasalia; Trichomonadida; Trichomonadidae. The transcript has a single exon.
UCGGGACCUUCGGUCUUGGAGCAUGGCGCCGUGAAUUUAAACACAGCUUCAAACGCUAACGCUACAUCAGAUGUUAAGUUAGAGUAUCCACCACUGGACCAAAUUCUUUCAAGAGAAGCCAACGACAAUCCUUACACAAAUGUUCAAACAAAUGCUUCAGAUAACGUAGACCAUUACCUUCUUCAGUUAUACCAAACAAUUUUACUCAAAGACGAUAAGAAGCUUUUGACAAAUCUUAUAAGCAAGAACCAAAUAAUUCUAACAAAGGAGGACCUUGAAAAUGUUAUCUCACGAAUAACAGGGAAACAAUGUGUCAUUGACUAUCUCGACCCUGAAAUCGAAUGCUGUGGUCAAACUCCACUAUUCAUGAAAAUAGGUAACAUCCGCAUCAUUGAAACACCAGGAACUACAGGAGUUGAGUUUAAGUAUAAAUAUUCAAACGAGUAUACAAAACUUUCAACAGAAUAUAAACUUUGUUUGAAAUAUGUUUUAGUAAAUUAA